Messenger RNA from Rhineura floridana, 4008 nucleotides. RefSeq names its product cytosolic iron-sulfur assembly component 3 (gene CIAO3). Gene Ontology annotation, biological process: iron-sulfur cluster assembly. The record is from RefSeq and is a predicted model, not a curated record. The coding region runs from base 127 to 1566 and encodes 479 amino acids. Gene Ontology annotation, cellular component: cytosolic [4Fe-4S] assembly targeting complex. Gene Ontology annotation, molecular function: 4 iron, 4 sulfur cluster binding. The transcript is spliced from 11 exons. Lineage: Eukaryota; Metazoa; Chordata; Lepidosauria; Squamata; Rhineuridae.
GGGCGCCUCGCUUGCCGGCGCAGCCUUGGCUCUUUGCAGCAGUGUGGCGGAAAGCCCCUGCCGCGCCCAAUUGGAAUUUGCUCGGCGUCGCUUUACGGCAGUGGGGCGGGGUAGGGAGCUCCCAAGAUGGCGGCGUCAGCAUCGCCCUUUAGCGGAGUGCUGCAAUUGACGGACCUGGACGACUAUAUCGGGCCCUCGCAGGAUUGCAUAAAACCCAUCAAAGUUGAGAAGAAAGUUGGGAAAACAGCUGCAAAGAUCCGCAUUGGAGAUGAUGGGACUUAUUUUCAAGAUGACCAGGAUGGUGGGUCACAGAAGCUUGAAAAGGCCAAAAUCACCCUAAAUGACUGUUUGGCGUGCAGUGGCUGCGUCACGUCAGCGGAGAGUGUCUUAAUCACGCAACAGAGCCACGAGGAACUCCUCAAGGUGUUAAAUGCCAAUAAGACUUCGGGUUCUGCUCCCCAGAAGUUGGUGGUGGUGUCCGUAUCUCCUCAGUCUCGGGCUUCGCUGGCGGCAAGGUUUUCCCUGUCUCCUUUAGACACAGCCAGGAAACUGACGGCCUUCUUUAAAAGUCUAGGAGUGCACUUUGUCUUUGACACAACUUUCUCAAGGAAUUUCAGCCUGCUGGAAAGCCAGCGAGAGUUUGUGCAACGCUUCCGGAGGCAGAAGGGCGAUAAAAAGGCUUUUCCUAUGUUGGCUGCUGCCUGCCCAGGCUGGAUCUGUUACGCUGAAAAAACCCACGGGAGUUUUAUCAUCCCUCACAUCAGCACAGCCAAAUCUCCCCAGCAGGUGAUGGGGUCCCUCGUCAAGGGCCACUUUGCCAAACAGCAGUGCUUGACACCCGACCAGAUCUACCAUGUGACGGUGAUGCCUUGCUACGACAAAAAACUAGAAGCUUCCAGGCCUGACUUCUUCAUCCAAGAGCACCAGACUCGGGAGGUCGACUGUGUGAUUACUACAGGAGAAGUAUUAAAACUGCUGGACCAGGAGGGAGUGGCUCUUUCGGAAGUGGAUCCUGCCCCUUUGGAUAGCAUGUUUAGCAGCCUCUUUGAAGAGGAGCUGCUCGGGCAUUCUGGCGGCGGUUCUGGCGGCUACCUGGAGCACAUCUAUAAGUACGCAGCGAGGGAGCUCUUUGGGAUUCAAGUGGAAGAAGUUCGCUAUAAGACACUGAAAAACAAGGAUUUUCAGGAAGUGACGCUGGAGAAGGGUGGUGAAACCCUCUUGCAUUUUGCCCUGGCGUACGGAUUUCGGAACAUCCAGAACUUAGUGCAGAGACUGAAGAGGGGGAAGCUGCCGUAUCACUAUGUCGAGGUGAUGGCUUGCCCUUCAGGCUGCUUAAAUGGAGGGGGCCAGAUCAAAGCGGAAGGCGAACCCAGUAAGGAUCUCCUCCAGCGGGUGGAGCAGCUGUAUGAAUCGGUCCAGCCUGAAAACCCGGAGCUGAAUGGAGCCACCCAGGAGCUCUACGGCCAGUGGCUGGGUGGCCCCACUUCACAACGGACACGGGACGCCCUUCACACAGAGUACCAUGCAGUAGAGAAGGUGAAUGCCGCGCUGAAUAUCAAAUGGUGAAGAUGACUGGGUGUGUGUCAGCCCAGAAGGUGCUGCCGUCAGAUCGUGUCCUGAAGAACCCUUUCCCUUCCCCUCUCUGUUUCUAGUGGACAAAUAUGUAGCAAAUUCAUAUUUAGUACCAAAGACUGGAAUAAUCAUUAUUGUGGACCGAGCGUUUGGCUUUUUAAAGACAGCAGUGCUCAGCAGUACACUCCUCCCUUUCCUUCCCCUCUGAAGUCCGGGAGGUAGCCAACAUGUGCCCUUCAGAUGAUGUUGGACUCCAGUUUGCAACAUCCCUGACCAUUGGCUAUGCUGGCUGGGCUGAUGGGAUCUGGAGUCCAAUAAUAUCUGAAGGGCACCACGUCGGCUGCCCCUGGCCUCCUUGGAGGCGGGCCACUUGCUGGAUUGAUGUUUAUUUUCUGGUUUUAGAUGUACCUUUAUUUGCAUUUUACCUGCUGUUUUAAGAUGCAAGGGUAGAAUCACAGAAUCGUAGAGUUGGAAGGGGCUUAUAAGGUCAUCGUGUCCAACCCCCUGCUCAGUGCAGGAAUCCAGCUUAAAGUAUCCACAGAGAUUUCCCAGCACCAGCAAGCCCCUUCAGUAUGCCAGCACAUUAUGGGAUGUUGCCAUAAAGAGCGUCCCUUCACCCCAGAGCUUUACCUCCCCCCCCGUACCCCCCAAGCCAGAGGAACACAUAGUACUGACAGAGGCUGGUUUAGUGAUUGUCAUAAGGGCCAGCUAUUUGGGAUUUUGCAGCUCUUGGAAACAGCUAGUUUCUAGGCUGGAUGCCUGUCCAAAAAGAGGAAGGAUCUGGAGUGAGUUCUUGAGUUCAAAGUAUGUACACCCACCUUAGCUGGAAGAGUGUUUCUGCAGAUCUCUGUAUGUUUGGCUGUUACCCAGCCAUCCACGUGCAAUGAAAAUACCCUUAAAGACUCCCACCAGACGCCAACUCACUGUUGUUUCUGAAAAGUCCCUUUAAUUAAAGUGACAAAAAGUUGUUACAAGUCUGCAGGGCUGAGUUAAGAACUUCAGAAGAGCCCUUUGGAUCAGGCCAGUGCCCCAUCCUGUUCUCUAAAUCCACCCCCUGCCCUCCUUUUCACAUGCACAGGUGUGAAGUUCAUGCCCCAUCCUGUACGGCAACAGGAUGCAGCAUUCGAGCACAGCAUCUUAAAAAAAAUGCGCAGUCAGAAACUUAAAGCGGUUGGCCCAACUUUAUUGCUUCCUUUUCCUCUGUGCCCCUUCCCUCCUAGUCUUGCUGAAAUGGGGCAACGAUGGAGGCAGCGGGGCCAACCCAUGAGCAGGAGUGGCGUUGCGCUGCAUUGACUAUGGUGCUCAUCGCAGUGUAAGCUUGGCAGUAGCGUUUGAUGCAGCUGAAGGGCAGCUGCCCAGGGCGUGGGUGAGGCGAGGCCACCUGGGCUUCUCAUUGAGGAGGUGGGGGGGACGCACUGUCCAGCCGGGUGCAAAGGCUUUAAAAGUUGCUGGAGGUUCCUGGUGCCCAACAGCUGGCUAGAAGCUGCUUCCAGAGAGAUCCCUUGCAGCUGCUCAAAUGAAACGGCGCAGAAGAAAAGAGACUCUGGCCUCCCGGACGUCCUCCCAUAAGCUGCACGGGGGGGGGGGGGAGGGAAGCAGUGCUCAUUUUUUCUCUAGGAACGGAUCAAAGAGGCCCCACUCAAAAGCCAGCAUGGCUUGCGGGUUCAGCCUCUCUUUCGGCUUCCGGAAGCUGUCCUUGGCCUUGCGGAGGGCGGCAAAGACCUCGAUGGGGUCGCUCCUGCCGGUGAAUUGCUGGACGGAUUCUUCCCUGGAAUGGCGAGUUUUAUUCAUUGUAAGAACAUUUAUAUGCCUACUGUCUCUUGUGAAAAUAAUACCAAGGCAAUGCAAGUAAAACGAUUCAAUAUAUACAAUAAUCCCCAGUGGCAUCUCCAGGUAGGGCUGGGAAUGCCUCCUGCCUGAAGCCCUGGAGAGCAGCUGCCAGUCAGUGUGGAUGAUACAGAGCUAGAUGGACCAGCGUCCAGCAUAAGGAAUCUUCCUGUGUUCCAGCAGGAUAUGCACAGCAACUGCUUCCAGGAAGUGUGCAUAAGUGAGCUCAGCUGGAUGGCCCAGGGAGAUGGGCAGGGUAGCCAACCUGGGGCCCUCCAGUUGUUCUGUACUCCAGACCCCAUGAGCCCCAUCCACUGCAGCCAAGGGCCAGGUUUGAUGGCGCCCACCAUGUCUGGAGGGCGCACUCCUGAUUUGCCCACCCCCAGAGGUAUGCACUCACGAGACCCGAAGGAAAGGGUUGUAGAAGAACUCCUCAGCCAGGGUGGAAGGCACUGUAGGCACAUCUUCAUCUUCCCGUAGCUGUGGAGAAGCCAAACCCAGACUGCUCAGGUUUCUCCAGUGGACUAGCACCUUGAGCCCUGCCCUCACCCCGCAAAGCAAGAGACAGGUGUGGAGGGGUGUGUGUCACGUCCUUUCCUGAUUGGAUAA